CUACGCUUGUGUCAAAGUGUUGCUGCCUCUUGUCACAGAGAGAACCGUUCCCUUAAAUGCAGCUGCAGUACUUUGGUGUGAUAUCUGUCAGAAUCAUUCACGGUGCGAGCUUGGGUUUGUAACCAUGAUGCCAAGAUUGGUCCUUCUCCUUUUCUGUGGAUAUAUUGCAGUAAACCUGGGAAGUGCUCAGAAAUUGCCCAGAGUGAAAAGACAGAGUCUGAAAGUUCAGAUCAACGCAACAGAUGACACUGUUUGCAUGAGGUAUAUUCGACCAAGCCAAAACACCAAACUUCAAGGUUUUGUCCUGGGUUAUGGAAGCAGCUUCUUCUCUAAUCAGUACAUUCCUUUACCUUCGGAUGGAAGCACCUACAUAAAUGAACUUGAUGCAGAGCCACGGUAUUUGGUUUCAGUGAGACCAGCACGUGUUUCAAAUAACAAGAAAUCUUGUUCAGGUCGGAACAAGAAUCAAAAGCCUCUGCAGCUGGUAGUUGGCACUCUCACCCCAACUUCUGUGUUCCUCUCUUGGGGCAUCCUAGUCAACCCUCAGCAUGACUGGACAGCAACAAGUAACUGUGCUAGCGACAGGUUCUACACUGUUCGCUACAGAGAAAAGGAUAAAGAGAAGAAAUGGGUUUUUCAGCUUUGCCCAGUUACAGAAACAGUGGUGGACAAUCUGAAGCCAAACACACUUUAUGAAUUUGGAGUUAAGGACAACAUGGAGGAUAGCGUCUGGAGCAAGACUUUCAAUCAUAAGACAGUUUUGUCUAAUAAAAAAGUAAAUGGACAACUCCAGAAUAUGUACAAAUUGGUACCUAGUACCCAGUCACAGUUUACGCUAAGAGAUAAUAAGAAGUUGGUACCUGUUACAAUAAUCAAACAAGUUAUUCAGAAUCGGACACAGUCAAAAACUUCAGAUAGUUCUUCUCUGCCAGGAGCAAUUCUAGUGCAUCUUAUUGUUCCAGGUCUCAAUGAAACUCAGCAAAAACUUCUUCCUCCUCUGUCAAUAGAUGACAUAUCUCAAGUAUCCAGAAAAAAACUGGGUAAGAAUGAAACUCAAGUAUGGCCUGCUGAAUCCAAAACACCAGAAGUUCAAGAAAUCUCGCCUCAGUCUCUCCCAGCUCAGGCUGAGAAAAAACAUGGACCUAAGGAAUUUAAAUCAACGCCUAAGCCCGAAUUGCAAACUCAAAACAUAUUGGCUUCUAAUGAAAUACAUCCACUUCCUUCUGGAACCAGAAUCUUUGAUGCUCCAAAAAGUCCAUUGACAGAACUUGCUACUCAGAGUCCAACCUUGAAAUCUGUAUCUCUACCUUCAGCAGAUACCACAGAGAUGGAGAUAGCUUUUGAUGAAACGCAGCCUAUUUCGUCAAGAUCCAAAACAUCUGGUACCACAGAAGUCCAACCCACAAAACCUGUUUCCCAUGGCUUUCUUCAUAUUACUUCUACUCCUCAUACUUUUACAGCUUCAGAAAUGACAGAUGCUGCUGGAUUUACUGCUGAUUUGGAGAUAACCAUGCCUGUAAUUACCACAGAACCGCCUUUAUUAGAAACAGCACUGGCUACUGAGAGGCCAAAGCUGAAGCCUACUUCUCCAUAUGUUGCAAUCCAAGGAAGAGUGGAGGCAUUUGAUGGCAAGCAGACUGUUUCUCCAAUAUAUGAAACAUCUACCAUCCAAGAAAUGCUGUCAUCUGUACCUGCUUUCCCAAGAUCAGACCUGGAUUCAACCUCUUUUCCUUCUCUGGAAACUACAAGAACUGUGAUGGCUACUGAGAGGCCAAAGCUGAAGCCUACUUCUCCAUAUGUUGCAAUCCAAGGAAGAGUGGAGGCAACCCAGAGAAGGGGCCCGGACUUCACCUCAACUGCUUCACCGAAAGCCACAAGGACUAUGAAGGCUACCCGGAGACCAAGGCUGAAAUCCACCACUCCUUCCUCCCUGACGACCCAACAAACUGUGAUUGCUUUCAGUGAUAUUCAGCCUGUUCUUUCAAGCGCUCUGACACCUAGUAUGACUGAAAUAGCUGAUACUGAACCAGCAACAAGUGAAUCCAUUCUGGAAUCUUUCACACCUAAAACUUCUCGUCCUUUUCAAUGGCCAAGGGUAACAUUAGCUCCUAAAGAAAUACCACUUACUCCUAAACUGAAACCGUCUGCUAUCCCAGAAGUACAGCAUGUGGUAACUGCUCCAAAACCCCCACUUCCAGAGCCUAAAACUUCUCAGACUGUUGAACAACAAAAAGCAACCUUAGCUCCCAAAGAAGCAAAACUCACACCUUCUGCAUCUAAACCUAGACCACCUGACAGACCCAGAAAGCCACAAAUUAAACCUGUGGUGGAAUCUAUUACACUUAGAGUUGAACCACCAAGGUCAACGAUAGCUCCAAAGGAGAUUCCUCGUAUUCCUUCUAAACCUAAACCUUCACCCAAACCUCAUAUUCCACAGGCUGAAGAUGUUCCAAAAGAAUCACAUCGUAUUCCUUCCAGACCUAGGAUAUCACCAAGCUCAGAGGUGCCACAGACCAAGCCUGCCCUGGAACCAAUUACAUUUAGAACUGAAAAACCAAAGUCAACGUCAGUUCCUAGAGAGACACGUUAUGGGCCUUCCAAACCCAAAACAUCUCCCAGUCCACGUGUUCCUCCAACCAGAGCAAGUCCAAAAGAAAGUCGACGAGUCACUUCCAAGCCCAGAACAUCACCAAGUCCAGAUUUACCACACACAAAACCUGCUCCUAAAGAAACACAACGAACUUCCUUUAAACCUAAACCAGCUCCCAUUCCAGAUGCUGCACAACGCAAGCCUGGAAUCAUUCCAUCCUUCCGUGAACCUGAUUCUGAUAUGAUUCCUCAAAUGCCUGAAAGAAUAAAACCAACACUGGCUGCAACUGAAAAACAAUUCAUUCAUACCAAACCAAAAACAUCCGAAAAACCAAGAGUGCCACACACCAGACCUGCAGUACAUCAAACAACCCCACAACCAAUUAUCACAAAAACUUCCACCACCACUGAGCAGUCAAGGGCAACAAUGGCUCCAAAAGAAACGCUCCUUCCUUUCAAACCUAAAUCAUCUGUUGAGACAGAAGUACCACAGAGUAAACCUGCUCCAAAGACAACACACCUGGGAUCAAUUAACCUUAUAACAGUUCAUGUUGUUGAUGGGUCCAAAAUGACUUUGGUUCCCAAUGAAACGUAUCAGAUUUCACCCAAACCCAAAACUGCUCUCACAACUGAAAUUCCAUGGUUGUAUACAGCAGGACAUAAAACACGUCUCACUUCUUUAAGACCAAGGCCAUCUGAUAAAUCACAAGCCAGACCUGCUCUGAGUAAAACCACAGUAGCACCAGCUAGAACAAAAGCACCUGGCUUGCCAAAGUGGAUUGUGCCAACAACAGAUGACAUAUAUACACCUGAGGAUAUUGCCAGACAUAUCGGCAUGGAUGUAAAAAAACCUUUGGAAUAUAUUGACACCUGGGAGAAGCCAUUCUCUGGAGCUACAUCACCUAGACCUCAGCAUCCUCCUAUACCUCCUGUCAAGCCGACACCAAUGCGAAGAAAGCCUCUGCCUCCAAACACUGUGACGGGUAAACCAGGCAUUCCAGCUAAACCAGCUGGACCAACAAUGCCAGUGAAGACAGGAGUGCCAUAUAAGACACCAACAGCUUUUGCAACUCCAGAGUAUUAUGUUGAUGCAACUGUCUUCAGUUCAAGCCCUACAUCAGAAACAGAUUCUUCAGGCAAACCAAGGUACCUAGCACCCCAUGUCAAGUAUAUGAAGAAAGAUGAUGAUGUGCCUUGCUCUAUCACAAGCUCUCUUGAACAUUUCCCUCAAGAAGAGGCUGGCAUCAAAGAAGAACCUACUCGUCCUCCACAGAAUCCUCCAACCAACCUAACAGUUGUGACUGUUGAGGGCUGUCCAACUUUCGUCAUAUUGGACUGGGAAAAACCAGACAAUGAUACUGUUACUGAGUAUGAGGUUGUGUCAACUGAAAAUGGAGCGACUGAUGGUGAAAAGGAGAAGUCAAUUAUCACUACAAAUCAAACUCAUUCUACUGUAGAAAACCUAAAACCUGACACAAGUUACGAAUUCCAUGUGAAACCUAGAAACCCCCUUGGUGAAGGUCCGAGUAGCAAUGUUGUGGCUUUCAAUACUGAAUCAGCGGACCCAAGAGUGAGUGAGCCUAUUUCAAUGGGAAAGGAUGCUAUCUGGACUGAAAUUCCAUUCAAUUCUGACACUUACUCAGAAUGCAAAGGGAAACAAUAUGUGAAAAGGACCUGGUAUAAGAAGUUUGUAGGUGUGCAGCUGUGUAAUUCUUUAAGAUACAAGAUAUACCUCAGCGAUUCACUUACAGGAAAAUUCUAUAACAUAGGAGACCAGAGGGGCCAUGGAGAAGAUCACUGCCAAUUUGUAGACUCGUUCUUAGAUGGAAGGACAGGACAGCAAGACGAUCUACCAGUCAAAGACGGAUUUUUCAGGGCAGUUCGUCAGGAACCUGUCAAGUUUGGAAAAAUAGGCGGGGAGACUCACAUCAACUACGUGCGCUGGUAUGAGUGUGGAACAUCAAUUCCUGGGAAAUGGUAGAUGUGAUGGGGACCUGGUGAAGAGACCCAGCAUCAAGCACCCUUGCGAAUGCCCCAAGCAAGCUCAAAGAUGGGAAUGUAUGGUAUGCCUGUCACUUACACAAGUUUGCUGGCGUGUAAGAUUUAUGCAAGUCUAAUGCCAAUACUGCAUUAAUUGUGUAAUAGCGUAGGCUGCUUAAUGUAGUUAUCCAGUUUUACAAAUUUGUUUUUAGAUUGAAAAAAAAAAAAA
Molecule: messenger RNA, 4798 nt
Organism: Meleagris gallopavo (turkey)
Lineage: Eukaryota; Metazoa; Chordata; Aves; Galliformes; Phasianidae
Gene: ABI3BP
Product: ABI family member 3 binding protein
Biological process (GO): extracellular matrix organization; positive regulation of cell-substrate adhesion
Molecular function (GO): protein binding
Source: RefSeq, a predicted model, not a curated record